CAGACCCCUCGGGCAGUCAAAUUUUGCGCGGGCUGGGGACUGCGGUAGUCAUGGCCGCCUUCCGCGAUAUGGAGGAGGUGAGCCAGGGGCUGCUCAGCCUGCUGGGCACCAACCGCGCCGAGGCUCAGCAGCGACGGCUGUUGGGGCACCACGAGCAGGUGGUGGAGCGGCUGUUGGAGACGCAAGACGGUGCCGAGACGCAGCUGCAUGAGAUCCUCACCAUGGAGAAGGAAGUGGCCGAGAGCCUUCUCAACGCAAAGGAGCAGGUGCACCAGGGUGGUGUGGAUCUGCAGCAGCUGGAAGUCGGGCUUCAGGAGGCCAGGGAGGAGGACGACCAGCUGAAGGCCAGCCUCCUGCAGCUCACCAGAGAGCUGGAGGAGCUCAAGGAGAUCGAGGCGGAUCUGGAACGACAGAAGAAGGAGGUCGACGAGGAUACGACAGUCACAAUCCCCUCAGCCGUGUACGUGGCUCAACUUUACCACCAAAUUAGUAAAAUCGAGUGGGAUUACGAAUGUGAGCCAGGGAUGAUCAAAGGCAUCCAUCAUGGCCCGAGUGUGGCCCAGCCCAUCCACCUGGACAGCACCCAGCUCUCCAAGAAAUUCAUCAGUGACUACCUCUGGAGCCUGGUGGACACCAAGUGGUAGCCAGGAGCGUCUUGGCUGCGUCUUGCACCCAGCAAGCAUCUGCCACCAUCAGAUCCAUUUCAACUCCCACAGGUGUUAGAGACAGAGGAAGCAGGGUACCCGAGAGGAGCUGGGAGUUAAGCAAGGGACAGGGCUGUGACUGGCGGGACGUAAUUGAAGGGACAGGAGCUCAGCCAUGGCCAUUUUUCCCUGUGACCUGUUGGCAUGGUGGAUACCACCAGUCUGCACUCAGGCUUUCCUUUGGGGACUCGGGCCCGUGGCUUACAUAGGAACCCAUCUCUGGCUCCAGGGUGGACCCUGUGUCAGAGACCACGAGAUGAGUCUUUUGUCACUCGUUCUCCCCUCCCUCCUUCAUAAAGGGAGUCCUUUUAGCUGCUCAGUUAAAACAGCACAUCCCAGCACCCUUUAGUUAAUGUCCAGCCAGUGAAAUGUACAUGGAACUGUUAAAUGGCACUUCUAGAAGGAUUUUUUUUUUUUUUUUGAUUUGAUGAGAGGGGGUUUCACCAUUGUGGCCCAGCUGGUCUCGAACCCCUGACCUCAGGUAAUCCACCCGUCUCAGCCUCCCAAAGUGCUGGGAUUACAGGCGUGAGUCACCAUGCCUGGCCUAGAAGGAUUCUUAAAAGACAAGUACACCCUUGCUUCCCCCUUCCUAUUUCCUGGAAUUUGACCAUGAUGGCUAGAGCCCUGGCAGCCAUACUGCCACAUGUGCAGAGGAGUGCAGUCCUUUAGGGAUGACGGGAGUCUGUUUCCCUGGUGACAGCAGAGCCAGAUAAUCAGCACAGACUUAUUUAAAUGGGAGAGGCCAGGUGCAGUGUCUCACGCCUGAAUCCCAGCACUUUUGGAGGCUGAGGUGGGCACAUCAUGAAGGCAGGAGAUU
Messenger RNA from Cebus imitator (Panamanian white-faced capuchin), 1521 nucleotides. RefSeq names its product SPC24 component of NDC80 kinetochore complex (gene SPC24). The record is from RefSeq and is a predicted model, not a curated record. Bases 51 to 644 code for a protein of 197 amino acids. The transcript is spliced from 5 exons. Lineage: Eukaryota; Metazoa; Chordata; Mammalia; Primates; Cebidae.